Eublepharis macularius is the source of this 990-nucleotide messenger RNA. Its product is annotated as olfactory receptor 52K1-like. Bases 1 to 990 code for a protein of 329 amino acids. Gene Ontology annotation, biological process: G protein-coupled receptor signaling pathway. The transcript has a single exon. Gene Ontology annotation, cellular component: membrane. Gene Ontology annotation, molecular function: G protein-coupled receptor activity; olfactory receptor activity. Lineage: Eukaryota; Metazoa; Chordata; Lepidosauria; Squamata; Eublepharidae. The record is from RefSeq and is a predicted model, not a curated record.
AUGUCUGGAUUUGGAGGCCAUCCUCAAGCCAGUCAGAAUGUCACUGCCAACGUCUCCUACACGGAAUUCCUCCUGCUCGCUUUCCCUGGCUUCCCGGAGUCCAGAUAUCUCCUGGCCAUCCCUUUCUUUGGCAUCUACCUGACGAUCAUGCUUGCCAACUCUAUGGUGAUCUACGUUGUGAAGACAGAGCCCCGUCUCCAUUCGCCCAUGUACGUCCUGAUUGCGCUGCUUUUAGCCGCCAACAUUUUGGGGACUACAACUAUCCUCCCCAAAAUGCUAUUAAGCACCAUCUUUGGGCUGAGCAGCAUCUCCCUGACUGGCUGCCUGGUGCAAAUGUUCUUCCUGUACCUGGCCAUGAUGUUAGACUGCGGCAUCCUCCUCAUGAUGGCUCUCGACAGGUAUGUGGCCAUCUGUCACCCACUGCACUAUGCGGAGAUCCUGACAAAUAAGCUUUUGGCCAUCUUGCUGACGGCCACUCUGGUUCGCAGCAUGUUCAUCGUCAGCCCGGUGGUGAUUCUGGCUUCACGGGUACGUUUUUGCCGCUCUAGCAUCAUCGGACACUUUGCCUGUGAGCACAUGGCCCUGAUGAGACUGUCUUGCGGGGAUACCUCAAAAAACAGGAUCGUGGGCAUGGCUGUGAGAUCCCUCACCAUCGGCUUUGAUGUGGUCUUCUUCACCAUUUCCUACACCCAGAUUAUCCGCACGGCUCUGAAGCUGUCCUCAGGCAGCGUCCGGCACAAGGCCUUCCACACCUGCGGCUCCCACCUGAUGGUGCUCUUCAUCACCUACUCCUCCUGCCUCUCCUCCUCCAUCGUCUUCCGUGUGGCCAAGUCUGCCUCGCAAGAUACCCACAACCUGCUCAGCAUCAUGUACCUGCUGUUUCCGUGGGCCAUCAAUCCUGUCAUCUACGGGGUGAGAACCAAAGAGAUCCGGCAAAGCCUCUUGAAAAUCUUUCACAGGAAACGGAUGCCAUUUGUUCCUCAGCAAUAA